Molecule: messenger RNA, 792 nt
Organism: Entrophospora sp. SA101
Lineage: Eukaryota; Fungi; Glomeromycota; Glomeromycetes; Entrophosporales; Entrophosporaceae
Source: the annotation of a GenBank genome assembly
AUGGAUGAAAUUAAAAAAAAUGGAAGGGGUGUAAAAUCAGAAGGAAUUGCUCCAUCAUCACAACCAACUUUAUCAUCAGCAGCAAUUAGAACAUUGAAUUCAUCCAUUACAAAUAAUUUAAAGACAAUCAAUAAUGACGUUACAAUAAAUUUGAGAAAAAUAGAAAUUAGACCUAAUGGUGGACAUCUUGGUAGAUAUACAGAUAUAAAACUUGCAUUAAUAUUUAGAAAUCGUGAUUUUUGUAUAUUAUUGAAUGACAUGCAAAAUAAAAUAUCUAUUCAAUUGGACGAGAUCAUUGGAUUCAGAAUGGCAGAAUUUAAAGAAAUGGAAUUUCAACUUCUUCAUAAUUUCAAAAGAACAUGUUUUCACAAUAAUGUUGAGAUUAAAGCAGAUCCAACCAAUGGUUUAAUGGAUGGUGCAACUUCAUUGUUGUUCAUACCAACAUCUGCCACUCAUCUUAAUUCAUUGACAAAGAUAGAAUCUGCAUUCUUUAAAUAUUUUACACAACAAAAAUUGAAAUCAGAUAAAACUAAUAAUAACAAGAAUAAGAUCUUAGUCACUUGGAUAGCAUUUGUAGAACAUGGUUUUGUAAUUGUUCCACAAGACAUUACACUCAAUUCUUUAUUGCAAAAUAUAGAAAAUAGAUUUGAAAUAAAGCCUAAUUAUGAUCAAAUCUCAUACAAGAAUGGUGUCGGUGAAAUGAUUGCUAUUAGAGAUGAAGAAGAUUGGAGAGUUGCUAAAUGGGAAGCUAAUUAUGAAAAAAAAAUUGGCAUUGAACUUCAUUUGAAAUAA